Messenger RNA from Drechmeria coniospora, 1197 nucleotides. RefSeq names its product stomatin family protein. The transcript has 2 exons. NCBI's taxonomy places the organism in Eukaryota, Fungi, Ascomycota, Sordariomycetes, Hypocreales, Ophiocordycipitaceae. The record is from RefSeq and is a predicted model, not a curated record. Bases 1 to 1197 code for a protein of 398 amino acids. Gene Ontology annotation, cellular component: membrane.
AUGGUCACGUCCCUCACGCGAGCCGCCCUUUCGCGGGCAGCUCCCGUGUCCUCCAGCCUCGCGGUCGCUCGUCUCUUUUCCACGUCCACCCAGGCGAGGCUCCCGUCCAGCUUCGCGACGCCGCUGCCAUCCUACUUUCAGAAGCCGCGUCUGCCGGCGAACACGGUCGUGCGCUUCGUGCCGCAGCAGACGGCAUGGAUCGUCGAGCGCAUGGGCAAGUUCAACCGCAUCCUGGAGCCGGGCCUCGCGAUCCUCAUGCCCUUCAUCGAUCGCAUCGCCUACGUGAAGAACCUGAAGGAGGUGGCCAUUGAGAUUCCGAGCCAGAGCGCCAUCACGGCCGAUAACGUGACGCUCGAGCUCGACGGCGUCCUGUUCACGAGAGUGUUUGAUGCCUACAAGGCGAGCUACGGCGUCGAAGAUGCAGAAUAUGCCAUCUCUCAACUGGCGCAAACGACGAUGCGGUCCGAAAUCGGUCAGCUCAGCCUCGAUCACGUGCUCAAGGAGCGUGCCGCGCUCAACACCAACAUCACGGCCGCCAUCAACGACGCCGCCGAGGCUUGGGGCGUCACCUGCUUGCGAUACGAAAUCCGAGACAUUCAUGCGCCCGCGGCUGUCGUCGAGGCCAUGCACCGCCAGGUCACGGCCGAGCGCUCCAAGCGGGCCGAGAUUCUCGACUCCGAAGGACAGCGGCAGAGCGCCAUCAACAUCGCCGAGGGCAAGAAGCAGAGCGUCAUUCUCGCGUCCGAGGCCCUUCGUGCCGAGCGCGUCAACACGGCGGACGGUGAUGCGCAGGCGAUCCUGCUGAAGGCUCGGGCCACCGCCCAGGGCAUCGAGGCCGUUGCCCGGAGCAUCACGGACGGCGAGGAAGGUGCCCGGGGAGCCGUCAGCUUGACGGUGGCGGAAAAGUACGUCGAUGCCUUUGGGAAGCUGGCCAAGGAGGGCACGGCCGUCGUGGUGCCCGGCAAUGUCGGCGACAUUGGCGGCAUGAUUGCCACGGGCCUCAGCGUCUACGGCAAGGUUGGCGAGGCUCAGGCCCGGUCCAUGGCCCAAAAAUCCGUCGCCGCCCCUCGUGCCGAGACUGGCGAGCAAAAGGCCGUCGAUCAGGCCUCAUCAGAACAGAGCGUGCCGGAACCCGGCAAGCAGGACAUGAAGGAGACGGUGCUUGACAGUUUCAACCAAGCAACGCUGAGUCGGUAA